GGUGGAAAACGCACGGCAGUCUAAUGUGUGAUACUCACAAAGUCCUGCCAGCAGAAUGAGUCGAUCGCAAAUGAUUGGUUCGAUUUCCGAGUUUAACAGUACUUUCGAUGAUUGGGAUGUUUAUUACGAACGGUUGGAGCAAUACUUUGAAGUGAACGAUGUCCCGGAAGAGAAACGAAGUGCCUUUUUAAUCAGUGUUAUCGGUGCCAAUGCGUACAAGAGUUUGCGAGACUUGUGCCACCCAACACCGCCGAAAGAGAAAUCUUUCCUCAGCUUAUGUGAACUGCUGCGGAAACAAUUUAGUCCACAAGUUUCGGUUUUUAGGGAAAGAGCUAAGUUUUACAACGCGCGCCAAGAGAACCACGAGAACGUGACCCAGUGGUACGGAAAACUCAAACGACUUUCAGUGGAUUGCAAGUUUGGAGAAAGUUUACAGUCCAUUCUUUUGGAUAAGUUCAUCACCGGAUUGAGGACCGGACAGGUGUUGGACCGUCUGUGUGAGGAAAACGAAACUUUGCAGUUAGAACAAGGACUGGAUAUUGCGGUGAACAAAGAGUGUGCCGCUAGAGAGAACGCUUACGCCCCCGUACAGCCUAACUACAGACUUGCAAUCUGUCCUCCAAGGCCACAAACGUGCUUUUUCGGUGGAGAACCCGUGCGUGGACCGUCUAAUUCUCUGGCGAUUCCGAAAUUUUCAUCACCGUCCCUGUUUGGAACGCAAACCGCACAAACAGUGAAUCCUACCGGUGUCUGUUUUGGUGCUCCGGCAUCGGCUUCAACUGGGCUUUUCGGUGCUCCUCAAUCGGAAGCUCUUCCCGCCGAUCCGAUCGGUGGUAAUUCGAGUGGUGAUUCCGGUGGCGGCAGAGCAGGAUUUGUUCCGAAAGCCGUAGCUUGCCUAGCUCCCGGUAUCUUUGCGAAGGGUAUUCCCGAGCAGAGCGCACCCCUUGGUGCUCCUCCUCCUCCUCCUCCGGUUGGUGCACUAUUUGCUGAUCACGUAGUGACGCCGGAAAAUGGCAUACCGGAGGGAACUGAUCGAACUGAUGCAGCACCGAAAAAGCUACGUGUCCGUACUCGACGACGAGGUCGUCGCAAUGCUCCUGCUGCUGCUAUUCCUGACACUCCUGAAAACGUGUCGCUCGACGGAGAACAAGGAGCAUAAGUUAUGACUUGGAUAACGAACUAAAGUGAUAUGAAAAAACCAUUGUUAUUAUUGUUACUAUAAUUUAAGCUUUAAAAUACAUUAUUUAUGAAAUGAAAAAAAUUAAACUUAUUGAGU
Molecule: messenger RNA, 1276 nt
Organism: Malaya genurostris
Lineage: Eukaryota; Metazoa; Arthropoda; Insecta; Diptera; Culicidae
Exons: 1
Coding region: 56-1159 (367 amino acids)
Source: RefSeq, a predicted model, not a curated record